Messenger RNA from Castor canadensis (American beaver), 2032 nucleotides. Lineage: Eukaryota; Metazoa; Chordata; Mammalia; Rodentia; Castoridae. The record is from RefSeq and is a predicted model, not a curated record.
UCGCGACCGCGUCCCUUCAGGUCCUUGAGUUUGAGUCGACUGGGGAGCUAUGGCCUUGAGGCUCCUGAAAUUGGUCCCGGCGCCGGCGUCCGCGCGUGGCCUCGCGGCUCGUGCCCAGCGCGUGGCCCAAAUUCAUACCAGCACACAGUGCAAGCUGCAGUAUGGGUCUUUGGCCUUCAUACUUGGUGAUAAGACAAGCAAAAAACUGACGGAAUAUAGCAAAGUGAUAACUGUAGACGGCAACAUAUGUUCAGGGAAAGGCAUGCUGGCAAAAGGAAUCGCAGAGACUCUAGGCUUGAAGCACUUCCCCGAAGCAGGAAUACAUUAUGUAGACAGUGCUACAGGCGAUGGAAAACCCCUUGAUGUGGAGUUUAGUGGCAACUGUAGUUUGGAAAAAUUUUAUGAUGACCCAAAAAGCAAUGAUGGCAACAGCUACCGCCUGCAGUCCUGGUUGUAUGCCAACCGCCUCCUGCAGUACGCAGACGCCUUGGAGCACCUGCUGAGCACAGGACAAGGUGUAGUUUUGGAACGCUCCAUCUAUAGUGACUUUGUCUUCCUGGAGGCGAUGUACAAGCAGGGUUUCAUCCGAAAGCAGUGUGUGGACCACUACAACGAGGUUAAGAAGGUCACCAUCUGUGAGUACCUGCCUCCACAUGUGGCAAUCUACAUUGAUGUACCUGUGCCUGAGCUCCAGAGUCGCAUCCAGAGAAAAGGAGAUCCACAUGAAAUGAAGAUCACUUCUGCCUAUCUCCAAGACAUUGAGAAUGCCUACAAGAACACCUUCCUCCCCAAGAUGAGGCUGCAGGUGGUAGAAGACAUUGAAUACCUCAAAUGUGACAAAGGCCCUUGGCUUGAACAGGACCGCACCUUCCACAAUCUGCGGAUGUUUGUUCAAGAGAAGUUGGACGUACUGAACUACACAACCAUCCCUAUCUAUCUCCCAGAAAUCACAAUUGGAGCUCACCAGAGUGACCGGGUCUUCCACAAAUACAGAGGGCUGCCGGGACGUAAGUACCGCCCUGGGUACAAUGCUGAUGUGGGUGACAAGUGGAUCUGGCUGAAGUGAAUGGUGUCCUCCACUCAGGCUGUGACACAGUGAUGAAGACGUCUCUGAUCUACCUGACUCAAGGGCUCCAUGGAGAUCUACAGUUAUGAGGGAAAAAAAGAAAACCCAAAUGUUCAGGAAAUUGCAUAGUAGAAGUGGCCUAGAAAAAGCAGUCUACCCUGUGUGUCGUUAAUGGAUUUGAAAGAAUCAACUCAAUUUUAAAAGUUUUGGAACUUUGGAACUUUACUUUAGAAUCAUCCAUAAUUAUCACAGGAAAGGAAAAAAAGAAACAGGUCUGCUAAUAAAAGACUGGACUUACUAGAAGUAUGUCAUCUUACCACAGUGGCUGUGUCACACGGCUUUUAGUGCUGUUCUCCCAACUUCAAGAAAUAAAGCCAACUCUGUGCAACUCCUCUCUUGCAUCUGCACCUGUUGUCCCCUCUUUCAUGCCACCAUGCUCAGCCACUGUGUCCCCCUUUAUCCCAGCUGAUGCAUUUUGUUUAAUUCAGAUGUAUCAUAUUGAAUAGUUUUUCUCUCUGUUUUAGCAAUGUACAUUGGCAAAAAGAAAAAAAAAGUAAAAGUUACAAAAAGAGGAGGAAAUCACCAUAGGCUUAUGGAACAAUGUAUUCUAGAAGGAAGGUUAGAAAAGGUCACACUGACAUCCUCAGUGGGUUUCCGACUCCUUCUGAAAGGAGAGCUGAGCUGGGAAGGAAGGAGGGGGAGAGAGCGUGCAUGGGGGAGGGGAGCAUUGUGUCAGUGAGUGAGAUAAAACUCAAAGGAAAGUAAAUUCUGUUGCCCCGAAGGCAAGUUGCCAAUCAGAAAUGAGUAAUGAGAAGGAACACAUCUUGUUAAUCACCUCUGUUGAAACUUAGAAAUAAAAUUUGUGAAAGCGAGUUGCAGUUCAGCAUUUUUAUCCCAGACUUAGGCUAUAAGUCAUGAGCCCAUUAAAUUGUGAGUUUUCCACUGUGGAGCUCCGCUGUGUCCAUU